GGCCUUUCGAAAAUUCCUUCAAUCUGGAUUCUCUCCAUUUAUAUGUUCACAUUCCUAGAACACUACAUGCCUCAAUUCCAAAUGCAUAUUUCAAAAAAAGAGUUUAAAGAGAUAUUCGUGUCAAAAGACAGCGGUGGUAGAGACGGCGAACUCCCGUCGAGUUCGAAGACGAAGAAUGUGUACCCUCCCAUUGAGAACUUUUGGCUACCACCCUCGGUGGCAGAAAAAAUGGUGGAUGCUCCGAGGGGUGGAGGCCUCGGCUCGAAGCUGCUUCAACCGCUAUGGUUUCGGAGACCGUCGAAAGGAAGCUUGAAGAUGGCAAUGGAAGGGAAACAUGAUCCAAAGGAAGAAAAAGCAGUUGAUAAGUUAAGGGAAAUGCUUUUUCUUGAUGGUAAACUGCCAACCAAAUUCAACGAUUAUCAUACUCUUCUAAGAUUUCUUCGGAUGAGAGAUUUUGAUAUUGAAGCAGCAAAAGACAUGUUUUCGAAAUUCAUCAAAUGGAGAGAGGAUUUUAAAACCGAUACAAUUUCAAAGGAUUUUAAAUUUGAAGAGAAAGAAGAAGUAAAGAAAUGCUACCCACAUGGAUUUCAUGGAGUAGAUAAAUAUGGAAGGCCAAUAUACAUAGAAAGGAUUGGAAUGGUGGAUCUCAACAAAUUGUUGCAAGCAACAACACUUGAGAGAUUUGUAAAGUAUCAUGUUUCUGAACAAGAGAAGACUUUGAGUAUUAGAUAUCCUUCAUGUUCUAUUCAUUCCAAGAAGCAUAUUGCAUCUACUACAAGCAUUUUAGAUGUUGGUGGUGUGGGAAUGACUAACUUCUCCAAACCUGCAAGAUACUUGUUUACAGAAAUUCAAAAGAUCGAUAGUAAUUACUAUCCAGAGACACUAAAUCAACUGUUUAUAAUCAAUGCCGGAUCAGGUUUUAGAAUAUUAUGGAAAGCACUUAGAGCAUUUAUUGAUCCUCGCACAUUAGCUAAGAUUCAUGUUUUAGGACAUAAUUUUGUUCACGAGCUACGCGAAAUCAUAGAUCCAAGUAAUUUACCAACAUUUCUUGGUGGAAAUUGUGUUUGUUGUGAAUUUGGAGGUUGUCUUUUUAGUGAUAAAGGUCCUUGGAAUGAUCCCGACACUCUUGCCUUGCUUCAGGUUAUCUCUUCGGCAGAUGAAACAUAUGAUAAUCCCGAAAAUGCUUUGUUAGACGACACAAAAAUCCAAGCCUUAGAAGAAGCAUUAGAAGAGACAAAGAAAAAAAUUAAGGCAUUAGAAAUAGCACUUGAAGAUACCAAAGUGAUUUUGAAAGAUUUAACAAAACAUAUAGAAGACUUGAGAAGUUGAGAAUUGAAAGUCCAAUCAAAAUGCAUCGGUUUUUAUAGUUGUAGAUCAAUUGGUAUUCAAGAAUGUAAUUUUAGGAGCAAUUACUACGUACCAAAAGGAGUAUUGCUCAACUUACAUAAAACUUUCCACCAUCUAUCUCACGAUCAAAAGUUCGAACA
This is a messenger RNA of Cucumis melo (muskmelon), 1487 nucleotides long. RefSeq names its product phosphatidylinositol/phosphatidylcholine transfer protein SFH11. The record is from RefSeq and is a predicted model, not a curated record. The coding region runs from base 43 to 1329 and encodes 428 amino acids. The transcript has 11 exons. Lineage: Eukaryota; Viridiplantae; Streptophyta; Magnoliopsida; Cucurbitales; Cucurbitaceae.